AUGGAGGCGGAGCGCCGAAUGCUGAUGCUGCUGUGGUUCCUGGUGGCCGGGUCCGUGAUCCCCAUCAGGGUCUUCGUGGUGCCCCACAGUCACAUGGACGUGGGCUGGAUCUACACGGUACAGGAAAGCCUGCGGGCCUACGCUGCCAACGUCUACACCUCCGUGGUGGAGGAGCUGAUGCUCCAGAAGCAUCGCCGCUUCAUCGCCGUGGAGCAGGAGUACUUCCGUCUGUGGUGGGACGGCAUCGCCUCGGACAGGCAGAAACACCAGGUAGAGACGGACACAGAGACGGAAGUAGAGAAGGAGGUAGACACGGACACAGAGAAGGAAGUAGAGAUGGAGGUAGAGACGGACACAGAGAAGGAAGUAGAGAUGGAGGUAGAGACGGACACAGAGACGGAAGUAGAGAAGGAGGUAGAGACGGACACAGAGAAGGAAGUAGAGGCAGACACAGAGAAGGAAGUAGAGAUGGAGGUAGAGACGGAAGUAGAGAAGGAGGUAGAGAUGGAGGUAGAGACGGACACAGAGAAGGAAGUAGAGAUGGAGGUAGAGACGGACACAGAGAAGGAAAGAUGGACGGAAGUAGAGAAGGAGGUAGAGACGGACACAGAGACGGAAGUAGAGAAGGAGGUAGAGACGGACACAGAGACGGAAGUAGAGAUGAAGGUAGAGACGGACACAGAGAAGGAAGUAGAGAUGGAGGUAGAGACGGACACAGAGACGGAAGUAGAGAAGGAGGUAGAGACAGACACUGAGAAGGAAGUAGAGAAGGAGGUAGAGACGGACACAGAAAAGGAAGUAGAGAAGGAGGUACAGAUGGACACAGAGAAGGAAGUAGAGACGGAGGUAGAGACGGACACAGAGACGGAAGUAGAGAUGGAGGUAGAGACGGACACUGAGAAGGAAGUAGAGAAGGAGGUAGAGACGGACACAGAAAAGGAAGUAGAGAAGGAGGUAGAGACGGAAGUAGAGAAGGAGGUAGAGAAGGACACAGAGACGGAAGUAGAGGAGGAGGUAGAGAUGGACACAGAGAAGGAAGUAGAGAUGGAGGUAGAGACGGACACAGAGAUGGAAGGCUUUCACUGGGAUGGCUCGGCCGUCUUCCCGGAGCCACCCCCAAAUAACCUAUUUCAACCCAUGGCUGAACCCAUCACUUGGAACAACAUGAAAUACUAUGUCAGUCUCCUCGUGGACAAUGUGAAGGAGCGGGUCGCCUGGUUCCGGACAUCACACCUCCUCUGGCCCUGGGGCUGUGACAAACAGUUCUUCAACGCCUCGCUGCAGUUCGAAAACAUGGACCAUCUGCUGGACUUCAUCAACAGUAAUACAGCCAAGCUCGGCAUCACUGUGGAGUACGCCACGCUGGCCGAAUACUUCGGUGCCUUGCACGCUACCAAUGUCACCUGGCACGUCCGCGAUCACCAAGACUUCCUGCCCUAUUCCUCAGGUCCAUUUCAGGCCUGGACCGGCUUCUACACAUCCCGCAGCAGGCUCAAGAGGCUGGCAAGGCGAGCCAGCGCUCUGUUGUACGCCGGGGAGUCCAUGUUCACACGCUCCGUGUGGCCGGCCCCCCACCAGCACCUGGACCUGGACUGGGCCCUGAAACAGCUCCAGCAGCUCCGCUGGGCGGUCUCCGAGGUGCAGCACCACCAUGCCAUCACUGGGACUGAGACCCCCAAGGUGAGAGACAUGUACGUGAAGAACCUGAGGUCAGGGAUGCAGGGUGUGCGUGAACUGAUGGCCUCCAUCGUCCAGGAUAGGACCCCUGCCUUCACAGGUAAGCGAGCUGGGGGACACGUUGCCGUGGUCUACAACCCCCUGGCCUGGACGGUCACCACCCUUGUUACCCUGACUGUGGGCUUCUCCAGGGUCAACGUCACAGAUGAGUCCGGCCGGCCAGUGGCUGCACAGGUCCAGGAAUCAAAGGAGAAGCAACCUGCUUACAACUUGCAUGUGCUGACCACAAUCCCAGGCCUCAGUUAUCGACACUACAGCGUCACGCGCACCCAGGGGACCCAAGAAGACACCAAGCAAUUGGGUACCAGUCUGGCUAGAACCUCCAACUUUGGCCGCAAGACAGAGACACAUGCUGGUCCACGGGGCAGGCACCUAAUUCGUGUGGAGAAUGACUGUUACACUUUGUUCCUUGACCGGGACACUAACUUGAUGCACAGCAUCUUGGAGAGAGAGAGUAACCGCACAGUGCGUGUGACCCAGGAGUUCGUGGAGUACCGUGUCAACGGUAAUUUGAGAUAUGGCCCUAUAUCUGAUAACUUUGUGUUUAUCCCCACCGACACCGCGAGGCGCCCGUGGAAAAGCGUGGGGAUGCAGAUUGUGACAGGAAAGCUCAUGACGGAGAUCCGGCAGUUCUUCUACAGAGCCACACGUCCAGUGGGCUCAGCAGAUGGCCCUUGUCAGUGGGGCCACCAGGGCCCCCGGCUGAAGGAGGCUACAACUGGGCCUGAUGGGGGUCCUUCUGUCCCUGAAGGCCGUCGAGGGAAGGCCAAGGCGGACCUCCGCCGUGUCCUGCUGAGGCUCCACCACCUGUAUGAGGUGGGGGAGGAUCCGGUCCUGUCUCAGCCAGUGAGUGUGAACCUGGAGGUCAUGCUGCAGGGGCUGGGGUCCAUGGUGACGGUGGAGGAGCGCUCGCUCACAGGGACCUGGGAUGUGAGCACGCUGCACCGCUGGAGCUGGAGGACACAGGAUCGUCCCCACCGCAGAGGCAGCUCCAGCUCUCACUCGACACCCCUGCAAGGCACCAAGGUCACCAUCUACCCAAAGGAAAUCCGGACGUUCUUCAUCCACUUUCGUAGCAGUGAGCCCUUGGCCGAUCCUGUGACUUCAGAGAUACCCCAGGGACCCCAGGAAAAGGAACAGGACCCAGAACCUGGAAAAGCAGCAUGGAGUGAUGAGGGAAGACCAGCUGCCUACCCGAUAGGCUAA
Molecule: messenger RNA, 2943 nt
Organism: Odobenus rosmarus divergens (Pacific walrus)
Lineage: Eukaryota; Metazoa; Chordata; Mammalia; Carnivora; Odobenidae
Gene: MAN2B2
Product: mannosidase, alpha, class 2B, member 2
Exons: 16
Coding region: 1-2943 (980 amino acids)
Biological process (GO): mannose metabolic process
Cellular component (GO): lysosome
Molecular function (GO): carbohydrate binding; alpha-mannosidase activity
Source: RefSeq, a predicted model, not a curated record